UUCAUAAAUAUUUAAUAACAAUAUUAUUAUUAAUAAAUAGUCAUCAUAAUGGACCCGCUAUGUGCUCCCUGGGCAUCCUCACCUGGCAAGGCCAAGGGAGCCGCAGGGCGCCUUGCAACCUCCACUUUCGCCUUGAGGUCCCCUACUCAUUUGUCAUUGGAAGCCCCAAAUCUUCGCAAAACAGCCUCCGCAGCCGGCUGUGGGGGAAAAUAAAACGCGGCUGUAAAGCCUGCCUCGCUAAUGGAAAGAAGCUCUUUGCGGAGAGCUGGGAUCUGCUCUUUCAAAUUCCUUGCUCCCAAAGUAGAAGGCUGAUCCUCAAUUGUUCAUGAACAUAUUUCCCACCUCCCUUUUCUUGGUGAUCCAAGGCAGCCACCGUUGACCAGCAGGGCCUUCUGAGGAAUAAUUCCAUGUAUUUCGUUUUGAUUGACAUCCAGCUUCUCAGGGUGUUAUUUCUGUGAACUGGUAUUUCUUUGCAUAUCUGCUGUAGACCUUCAUUUAUUUGUUCAUCAGGGCAACAAAAAUAUCCACUCUGUGCCAACUCUGAACAAUACAGACAGAAUUUGCCCUGUCUUGGAGUUUUAAUUCCAGUUUGGUGGGUGGGAUGGAGAUGGGGACAGACAGAUCAUAAACAUGAAAAAAACAAGAUAAUAUAAAGUGAUUGUGUGUGUGUGUGUGAGAGAGAGAGAGAAGGAGAUGGGUUAUUCUCUUCUUGGAAGUACUACCUAGCAAUUAAGAGAUGACUCAGAAGAAAUUUGCUUUUCUAAGGAGUCUUGGCAUUAUGAAGGAACAUGGGACAAAAUCAUAUCCCCCCUCCCCAAGAUUUGCUCACUGUAAAGUCAUAGUAGUAAUCUUACAUGUUUUUUAUAACACUUUACAAUUAAGAACAGUGCUUUACUUCAACUUAAAGCAAUUACGUAGUGUUUGCUGUGUGCCAGACCCUGUUCCAAAAGCUUUACAUAAAUCUUAGUGAUUUAACAAUAGCCCAUGAGGUGGGCACUGGAAUUUAGCCCCAUUUCACAGAUAAGGAAACAGGCUGUGAGGUGUUACCUUAAACAGAAGCAAUACUCAAUCUGAGCCUUCUGCCUUUGAACCCCAAGCUCUUUCUGUGUCAAAAUGAGGGUCAGUGAGGCCACAGAGAGAAUGGGACUCGGGAGAAACUGGCCAAAUGAAGUAAGACUUGGGAAUGAGGAGCUGAACUGGCACAUUAGGAGAGGAUGAGUGUGACCGGGUUUCUUAAGAACUUAAUACUACUUCUUUGAAAUCAUUUUUAAGUAUCCCUAGUAUUGAAAAUGAGGGCAUGAAAUUUGAAAUAGGCUGUGUUCUUUGAGGAAAAGAUAGGAAAUAUGAGGAGACUAAAAGAGUAUGAUCUGAUAUCAUAAUUUAUGUUUUCAGCUCGUAUUCAUUAACCUCUGUUGUGUACCAGGAAUUUUAUGAGGCUCUGGGAUAUGAUGGUACAACUGCAUGGACCAUGAUGGAAGUCGUAAGAAGUGGAGGGAUUCUGGGUGCACUGGAAGGGAGAGCCAACAGGAUUUGAAGAAAUCAAUAUAGAUGGAAAUAUAAGAGCAAAGGCAAGGAUGAAAGCAAGGUUUUCAACCUGAGCAUCUAUGGAAGGAUGAAGCUGCCAUUUGCUGAGAUGGGGAAGGCUGCAGGCAGGUGGAGCUGGUUUGGGGUGCAAAUCAGGAGUUUGAUUUUGAAUAUGUUAAGUAUAAGAUCUUGUAAGCAAUCAGUAGGUAGUUGGAUUAUAUGAGUCUGAAGUUCCCAGGUGAGGUCUCAGCUGGCGGCUGUCAGGCUGGGUGAGACCACCUCAGGAAACCAUCCUUGUCUGGAUGAUCCGGCUCAACUCCAACUACCAGUCUGUACUAAUCUCCUGCUUCCUGCUUCCUGGCCUUGUGACCUUUUUAGAUGGCAGCCCUGCAGGAGAAUGUGUAGGUGUGGGCCAGCCCCCACCCCACCCUGAGAAGUGACCAUGGAUCCUGGAGCCGGGCCAGACUCAUCUCUGACUGUCAAUGAGCAGGUCAUCGUGAUGUCAGGCCAUGAGACCAUCCGAGUUCUGGAGGUUGGAGUGGAUGCCCAGAUUCCUGCUGAGGAGGAGGGCAAAGCGCUGGAGGCUGUGGCCGCCGAGGGCUCCCAGAGCGGAGGCCCUGCUGAAGCUGGUGAAGCUGCCGGUGAAGCUGGCCCAGACCACCCAGACUCCUCCGUGGAGGCCACUGUGAAGUCGCUUCCGGGGAUGCCUUUGAGCCCUGCCCCUGCCGUUGCCACCUUCAGCCAAGCUCCAUGCCAGCCUCAGGCAUCACAGACCCUGACGCCACUGGCUGUACAAACUGCCCCCCAGGUCUUGACUCAGGAAAACUUAGCCACAGUUCUGACAGGAGUUAUGGUUCCAGCAGGGGCAGUUACUCAACCUCUUCUUAUCCCCAUCAGUAUUGCAGGUCAAGUGGCUGGUCAACAGGGGCUGGCCGUGUGGACAAUUCCUACCGCAACCGUGGCUGCCCUCCCAGGACUGACCGCUGCUUCUCCCACGGGGGGAAUUUUCAAGCCACCUUUAGCUGGUCUCCAAGCAGCUGCUGUGCUGAACACCGCUCUCCCGGCACCUGUACAAGCCGCCCCACCGGCCCAGGCCUCCUCGCCCGCCCAGCCCCGACCACCGGCCCAGCCCCAGACGCUGUUCCAGCCCCAGCCACUGCUGCAGACCACACCGGCCAUUCUACCACAGCCCACUGCUGCCACCGCCACUGCCCCCACCCCCAAGUCUGUGGACACCCCCACACAGAUCACCGUUCAGCCCGCAGGCUUCGCAUUCAGCCCGGGAAUCAUCAGUGCUGCCUCCCUCGGGGGACAGACCCAGAUCCUGGGCUCCCUCACCACAACUCCGGUCAUUGCCAACGCCAUUCCCAGCAUGCCGGGGAUCAGCAGUCAGAUUCUCACCAACGCUCAGGGUCAGGUUAUUGGAACACUUCCUUGGGUAGUGAACUCGGCUAGCGUGGCGGCCCCAGCACCGGCCCAAAGCCUGCAGGUCCAGGCUGUGACCCCCCAGCUGUUGUUGAACGCCCAGGGCCAGGUGAUCGCGACCCUGGCCAGCAGCCCCCUGCCUCCUCCUGUGGCUGUCCGGAAGCCAAGCACUCCUGAGUCCCCUGCUAAGAGUGAGGUGCAGCCCAUCCAGCCCACACCAGCCAUGCCCCAGCCGGCCGUGGUCAUCGCCAGCCCAGCCCCAGCGGCCAAGCCUGCUGCCUCUGCUCCCAUCCCCAUCACCUGCUCAGAGACCCCGACGGUCAGCCAGCUGGUGUCCAAGCCACAUACCCCGAGUCUGGAUGAGGACGGGAUCAACUUAGAAGAGAUCCGGGAGUUUGCCAAGAACUUUAAGAUCCGGCGGCUAUCCCUGGGCCUCACACAGACCCAGGUGGGUCAGGCUCUGACUGCAACGGAAGGCCCAGCCUACAGCCAGUCAGCCAUCUGCCGGUUUGAGAAGCUGGACAUCACGCCCAAGAGCGCCCAGAAGCUGAAGCCGGUGCUGGAGAAGUGGCUACAUGAAGCUGAACUCCGGAACCAGGAAGGUCAGCAGAACCUGAUGGAGUUUGUGGGAGGCGAGCCCUCCAAGAAACGUAAGCGCCGCACCUCCUUCACCCCCCAGGCCAUAGAGGCUCUCAAUGCCUACUUCGAGAAGAACCCACUGCCCACAGGCCAGGAGAUCACCGAGAUUGCAAAGGAGCUCAACUAUGACCGGGAGGUUGUGCGGGUCUGGUUCUGCAACCGGCGCCAGACACUCAAGAACACCAGCAAGCUGAACGUCUUUCAGAUCCCUUAGGGCUCAGCCCCAGCCCUGCGUCCCAGCACUUUGUACCUCCCUUGGGCAUCCGGCUCCGGCUGCCACCCUGCGGCAUCUCUCAUUCUGCUGCCCGUGGCUGUGUUUGUCCUGGGUUGUGAGACUCCAUCGUGCACCUAUGUGUCAGCUGCCUCCCUCCUCUUCCCCGUGUCAUCUGCAUCCCAGGGAGGGCAGUGGGCCCCACCUGAGACCUCCAGGUUUGGGGCUGGUCAUGCCGAAGGAGGGGAUUUGUCGUGUCACUUAAAGAAGCACUUUGCUGAUGUGGGUUUUUGAAGGGUGAAUUCUGGCUGGGAACCAGAGGCUCCCCAUCUUUGGGACGGGGCUGUAGUAGCCUCUAGGACCACUGGCCAUUAGCUCUUGUGUUUGAUGGCACUCUCUCCAUUGUCUCUUCUCUGUUCCUCUGUGUGAGCGUGGCAGGUACAGCGGCUCAUCCAGUGGAACCACAGCCUCACCUACCUGCCCUCUGCCUGCAGUCACACGGUCCCCCAACAAAAUCCAAGAGAUCUUGUUCUGAAAAGUGUGAUGUGAUGUGCAGCUCAGAAAGUCAGAUUCCAUGUAUGCCUCGACCUCAAGGUCAGAAGGUUUCCACAGACCUGGGGCCAGAACACAUGAUCACUCCCAUCUCUCCUUGGCUCCUAUGUAGGGAAAAUUGCACUAAAGCAGAAUUCUUUCUUUUAUACAUCAUGUCGGAAGAAAUCAGCAGUGAACUCUAGCUGUCCUGGAAUUGACCUGGGUCUAUAGCAGGUUGUGAAGUGAAAGUCACUCAUUUGUAUCCAACUCUUUGCGACCCAUGGACUGUAUAGUCUGUGGGAUUCUCCA
Molecule: messenger RNA, 4639 nt
Organism: Odocoileus virginianus texanus
Lineage: Eukaryota; Metazoa; Chordata; Mammalia; Artiodactyla; Cervidae
Source: RefSeq, a predicted model, not a curated record